Molecule: messenger RNA, 1352 nt
Organism: Hemibagrus wyckioides
Lineage: Eukaryota; Metazoa; Chordata; Actinopteri; Siluriformes; Bagridae
Product: lipopolysaccharide-induced tumor necrosis factor-alpha factor homolog
Exons: 6
Coding region: 477-941 (154 amino acids)
Molecular function (GO): zinc ion binding
Source: RefSeq, a predicted model, not a curated record
GCAGAGUCAGAUAACUGAACUGGUUUGGUCAGUGUGUCAUGAACUAAAUAUCAUAAAUACACGGGAAGUGCACGUUCUACACAGACGCUGCAGAUAAACACACAGUGAGAGGAACAACAUGGGAGUGAGAGAUCGAAACAAAACCACCAAGGAGGACUGACACGCUGAAAAAAGAAGACUGAAGAAAAGUGUGAUCUCAUCAGAUCUCUGGUUUAACUACAACAGAACCUGCAGCAGAACCCAGAGGAACACUAGAACAGUGUAUUCCUCUCUACAGCUGAGGAACAAAGACAGCUUCAGAUCAGAAUGUGGGCCGAGUCUUUCUUCAGGAGUUUAUUGUCUUAAAGUUUUCCUCCACUUUCCCGGUGUGUGUCCUGGGAGCGUCUCCGGAUCCAGACCAGGAUAGCAGCUCUUACUGGAGAUAAAUGAGUGAAUGUCUUGGCAUUGAGCUGGAGGUUUAUUUCUGUAGAAAGUAAAUGGAUGAUCCUGAAGCCACUGUUUCUGCACCUCCUCCUUCAUACACUGAAGCUACUCAGAGUUCACAGCCUCAGACUCCUCCUCCUACAUAUGUGGAAGCAGUCGGUGUCCCUCCUAUGCAGCUGGACAGUGCUGUGUCUCCUUAUCCCAUCCUCAGCAUUCCCACAGAGGUCACUCCUGUACAUCACACACAGGCAGUGUUUGUUCAGCCUUCACCCCAUCAGCUGUUGGCUGGAACAUUGGGUGCUGCUCCCACUGUGAUUAUUUGCCCUUACUGCCAUCAACAAAUUACCACCAGUGUGUCUUAUAAACCUGGGAAUGCAGCAUGGGCCAUGUGCUGCCUGCUGACACUUUUGGGACUCGUCUGUGGAUUUUGCUUAAUUCCCUGCUUCGUGAAAGAAUUCCAGGAUGUUCAUCAUUCAUGUCCUGCUUGUAGUAAAUUCUUAGGGAUAUAUGUUCGCUAACACAUUUGUGUCAGACUGUUGGACUGAUGUGAAGCUUCUGUAUUAAUGUGCUGUGUUUUCUGUCUGAAACAUGCUGUAUAUAAAAAAACCUCCACACUGCUCUUCCUGUAUAUUUCUGAACUAUAGAUGUCACUUCCUGUAUAGCUGUGGUUGUGUUGCUGCAGUAAAUGUAUUAUUUGUGUGUAGUUUUUUGUGUAAAGUGUGGCUGAAGUCUUCAUUACUCUCUUACUUUCAGCUUCAACAUUACACUCCAUAACCUGAUACACAGAGACUGAAUUCAGAUAUGUUUGAUAAAAAAAUCUCAGUACAUCUGUACUCACUCCUGCUGCAUUUUUCUCUUAAACCACUAGGUUUAAUUUCAUGCAAAUAAAUACUUUUAAUGAAUGAUUUUUUAAAAAAUAAUUUUUAACA